Messenger RNA from Nilaparvata lugens (brown planthopper), 2019 nucleotides. RefSeq names its product pickpocket protein 28. The record is from RefSeq and is a predicted model, not a curated record. Lineage: Eukaryota; Metazoa; Arthropoda; Insecta; Hemiptera; Delphacidae. Gene Ontology annotation, biological process: sodium ion transmembrane transport. The coding region runs from base 348 to 1934 and encodes 528 amino acids. Gene Ontology annotation, molecular function: ligand-gated sodium channel activity. The transcript is spliced from 11 exons. Gene Ontology annotation, cellular component: membrane.
CUACCUUUUGGAAUAUUAUAGUUUAUAAAUCAAAAUUCGGGGAAGAAAAAGUUUUGGACUGUGCCUGUUAGUCCUUCCCCAAUCAUUUAAAAGAAUUAAGUUCUGUUUAUCAAUAAAUAAAUAACGAGCGAAGCUCGGUGCCCUGAUAUUUAUGUAUAAACAGACGAUAUAUUCAAUAUCCUGCUGAUAAAUUGCUGUAAUUCAGUUUUUCCUGCUUCUAGGUGAGUGAAAAAACUAAACUAUUAUUUAUUUCUAUUGAAUGUUCGUACCCUACAUUCGACGAUUAUAGAAUAAAUAGGAUGAAUACCGAAGGGAACUAAUACAUAUCAGGAAAAAAUAAAAGCUCUAUGGAGGAAAACAUGAAAAUGAGUAAAUCAAUUCCCGACUGGGUGUUCAAACUGAAGGAUAAGGCCAAAGAAAAACGAAAAGUGAAUCUUGUUGAAUCCUACCUGGAAAAUAGUACACUUCAUGGCGUCAAAUACAUUGUAUUGCGUCAGGCAAAAUGGUAUCAAAAGACUUUCUGGAUAGUGAUGCUUUGCCUGAGCACGGCCGCAUGUAGUCAACAAAUGUACAGAAUAUGGAAAAAAUGGGAAGAAUCUCCAAUUAUUUUAUCUUUUGGCAAUAACAUGAAAUCUUUGUCUGAGAUACCAUUCCCAGCUGUCACUAUUUGCAUCGAUAGCGGACUCAACAAAGCAAUCGUUGAUGUUUCCAAGAAUAUGACCUCUUUGGAAAGGGUGAAACUGCAGCAUCUAGCUCAGCUAACAUGCGGAACUUCUGAUAAAAAAAGUAAUAGUCCAGAUACAUUCAACGUCAGUCAAGUUGUCGAUUUUCUUAAACUGGUGAGUGCACCACUGGAUAUGUCAGUGUCAGACUGUAAGUACCGAACGGUGAGUGAAAACUGCAGAAAGCUAUUCAGUCCUGUCCUCAUCGACAGGGGAUUGUGCUACACGUUCAACGGCCUGGCUAAUGAUGAGAUUUUUCGAGAAGGAGUUCGGACUAUCAAAUGGUGGGAAGACAAAAAUGAGACAUUUUUGAAUAAGUGGAGCCUGGAGAAUGGAUACGAGUUGCCGGAAGAUGACAUCCAUGUGUUGGAGAGUCUCUACCCUUUUGUCGCAUUGGACGUGGGAGCCGACUUCGGUCUCAACAUAAAGACUACAUCAACUCUGCUCCACAUUGUCAAUAACUGUCCAAAAGUCGCUAAUGGAUUCAAGAUAAUCCUGCACAACCCAGUGGAGUUUCCGCAUGCAAGACGCAUAUCGUACCGGUCGAACGUGAACGCGGAUGUGUCGAUAUUCGUGCGACCCGAGUACAUCACGACGCCCGAUGAGCCGGUGCUCUACAUUGAGCCGACCCGACGCAAGUGCUACUUCUCUGACGAACGCCAACUCAAGUAUUUCCGCUACUACACGCAGGACAACUGCGCCGUUGAGUGUCUCACCAAUGUCACACUCCAACAGUGCCAGUGUGUUGCCUUCUAUAUGCCAACAACAACUCCAGUUCCGAUAUGCAGUGCCACUAAUCAAUGUUUCCGGAACGUAACAAAAUUGAUGGUGAAAAACCAGAUUGAAAAGACAGUUUGCAGUUGCUUGCCAGCUUGCACCGAAUUGAGUUACACCGUCGAGAAUUCUCACACCUAUUCCUCAGAGACUACGGCCAAGAGCUCAAUAAGCAACAACACAGGUUCUGUGAAUGUUGUAUUCACGGAGGCUUACUUCAUAACAAAAGAGAGGAAAGAGCUGUAUGGAAAAACUGAAUUCCUCUCUAACUGUGGAGGAACCCUUGGUCUGUUUCUGGGGUUCAGCGUUCUCAGCCUAGUGGAAGUCAUUUACUACAUUUCGUUGUAUUUUUCCAACAAACGACGUAUUCUACUAUCACAGGCACCAUCAAUGGCUUCACUAGACAUCACUCAAAUUAAGAGGAGGCAGACAUUGUGAUUCUGAAUUGUUUAGUUCAACAUCUUGUGAUUGAAUAAUGUAUGUUAAAUCACUUAUAAAAAAUAUAAAUGGGUUUGAAUAUGUA